This is a messenger RNA of Spodoptera littoralis (African cotton leafworm), 711 nucleotides long. The record is from the annotation of a GenBank genome assembly. Lineage: Eukaryota; Metazoa; Arthropoda; Insecta; Lepidoptera; Noctuidae.
ACCAACAGCGCUAUAGGAACGACCGCGGCUGCAUAUUAAUUUUUCGUUUUGUUUUUCAAAAUGGGUACCAAAAGAGUUUUAUUGACGGGAUUCGGCCCUUUUCCUGGAGCUGAAACUAAUGUAAGUUGGGAAGGUGUGAAAAGUUUGAACAAAGAAGGAAUUGAGAACGAACUCGACAUUAAUUUGUUUCAAGAGCAAAUAGAAGUGCGUUACGGCUUUGUCGAAGGGUGUGUGCCUAAGCUUUGGGCCAAAUACCAACCAGACUUAACUAUCCACGUUGGUGUAAAGCCUGGUAUUUCGACUUUAGCCCUAGAAUUACAAGCUUCGAGGGAAGGUUACGAUCGCGUUGACACCGCUUUCUCUUGCCCCGCGGAGCAAAAGCACUCGUGUGACGGACCAGAAGUCAUCAGCACUGAGAUGUGUCUGAAAGAGUUAGAAGAACAGUUUAAUAAAAGCUCCCCGGUUGAAGAACUUAAGGCUGAAGUAUCUAUCGACGCUGGCAAGUAUGUCUGCGAGUACACAUAUUACACUUCUCUUGUUCAUGGCCCACACUGCCCACAGAGAACUUUAUUCAUUCAUGUUCCCGUCAACAGUUGUCCUAAGCAAAUUGCUCUAUGUCUUGAGCACAUGCUUGAUGUUGAUGACAAAAUAUAUAUUCGCGGUAGUGAAAUGUAUGUGUUUACACAGUUGUUUAUACUUUUAAAACCAUGA